UUUUCUCUCUCUCUUAUUGGUGCACGAAGGUCUACUAAGAUGUGGAAAGAGUUGCAGGCUAAGAUGGAUGAACUAUCUAAGACCUGAUAUCAAGAGAGGGAACAUCUCCCCUGAUGAGGAUGACCUAAUUAUCAAAAUGCAUGCUCUUCUUGGCAACCGAUGGUCUCUUAUCGCAGGAAGACUACCGGGUCGAACUGAUAACGAGAUUAAGAACUAUUGGAACACCCAUCUCAGCAAAAGACUCUUAAGCCAAGGAACCGACCCGAAUACCCACAAAAAAAUAUCAGAUCCUCACCUAAAAGAACCAAAGAAGAGAAGGAGCAACAGCAAAAAGCAAAAAAACAAGUCCAAAUCCAAUGUUGUAGUGAUUGAAAAGCUCAAAGUUCAUAACCCAAAGCCCACUAGGAUCAAGUCCUUGAGUUCCUUCUCAAUGUCAAGGAAUGGUAGUUUUGGUUGGACAAUUAGUGGCGGUUCUUCCUCAAGUCAUGAGGGAGACCACAGAGGAUCAUUACUUGUUGGUACAGAAGUCGUGCAUGUUCCAUGGUCUGAUUUCAAAGAUGAUGUGAAUCAUGAAAAUAGGGUUGGCUUUCUUGUUGGUGAUGAUCAUCAAGAUCGCGAUCUAGUCAACGGUUCGGACCUCGAAUGCCAUUCUCAAUUGUUGCCAAUGUCUGAUCACACUCUAGAGAAGCUCUAUGAGGAGUACCUACAACUUCUCAAGGCAGAAGAUGAUGUCCAAGUUCAGUUGGAUUCCUUUGCUGAAUCUUUGCUGAUAUGAAC
Camellia sinensis is the source of this 777-nucleotide messenger RNA. The record is from RefSeq and is a predicted model, not a curated record. NCBI's taxonomy places the organism in Eukaryota, Viridiplantae, Streptophyta, Magnoliopsida, Ericales, Theaceae.